This is a messenger RNA of Stereum hirsutum FP-91666 SS1, 1002 nucleotides long. Its product is annotated as arp2/3 complex subunit. NCBI's taxonomy places the organism in Eukaryota, Fungi, Basidiomycota, Agaricomycetes, Russulales, Stereaceae. Gene Ontology annotation, cellular component: Arp2/3 protein complex; actin cytoskeleton. Gene Ontology annotation, molecular function: actin filament binding; structural constituent of cytoskeleton. The record is from RefSeq and is a predicted model, not a curated record. The coding region runs from base 7 to 921 and encodes 304 amino acids. Gene Ontology annotation, biological process: Arp2/3 complex-mediated actin nucleation; actin filament polymerization. The transcript has 6 exons.
CCCGCCAUGAUCCUGCUCGAAUCUCACAACUACAUUAUUCAAAACACUCUUGCAGAGAAAUUCAUAAAACCGAGCUCGGUCGAAGUUCAGUUCGUAGACUACGAUGGUGUUCGUUUCAAUCUCAAAACGCUAGAACGGAAGACGGCUCUUCUUCUCUCCAUGCACAUCCGCUGCUGGGAUGAGCUAGUGCAGUACGGUGCUAUGGACAUCCUCCAACGCGAGUACGGGUCUCUCCUCCAGGCACAGCCAGAGCCGGAGUAUAGCGUCAGUCUCCAGAUCGAUCUCGAGCAGGCUCCCCCAGAAGGAGAGGAGAGGGAGAACUUCAUCAAGUCUAUCUCCCUCUUGAAGCGGAACGCACUGGCCGGGCCAUUUGAACGCGCCUUCACUACCCAGAAGGAACUGGAUGCGUCGGGACAGGAACAAGGCGAACUGAUGGUCUUGCACUAUCGCGACGAGGAGGCCAUCUUUGUUCAAGCCGCCAAAGAUCGCGUAACAGUCAUCUUCUCGACCGUCUUCCGCGAGGAGACGGACCGCAUCUUUGGCAAAGUCUUCCUUCAGGAAUUCGUCGACGCCAGGCGUCUGCCCACCAUCCAGAACGCUCCCCAAGUGUUAUACUCCAACCGUAAUCCUCCCCUCGAAAUCCAGCACGUACCCGGACUUCAAUCCCAUGAAGACAUUGGCUAUGUUACAUUUGUCCUCUUCCCCCGCCACUUCGCGAGUCCUACCGUAUCGGCCGCCACCAUCUCGCAUAUCCAACUGUUUAGGGACUACCUGCACUACCACAUCAAAUGUUCGAAGGCGUACAUGCAUUCGCGGAUGCGGCAUCGCGUGGCUGAGUUCCAGAAGGUUUUGAACAGAGCAAAGACGGAAGUUGCUACGGAGCGGAAGACUGCGAGUGGGAGGACUUUACAGACGCGGUGAACUGCUGUAUCGGAUUCAUGGAACUGGAACCUUUCAUUUUGUAUUCCAAACACGAUGCUACUUUAUAUUCAUCUUCUGCCG